This is a messenger RNA of Saprolegnia parasitica CBS 223.65, 375 nucleotides long. RefSeq lists its product as hypothetical. The transcript has 2 exons. Lineage: Eukaryota; Oomycota; Saprolegniomycetes; Saprolegniales; Saprolegniaceae. The record is from RefSeq and is a predicted model, not a curated record. The coding region runs from base 1 to 375 and encodes 124 amino acids.
AUGACGUUGAAUUGGAUGCCACCGCAUAGCCCAACGACGGCCGAAGAACUCAUUUGGUGGUGGUUCAGCGCGGCUACCGUCGUGCCGACAACCUCGAUUCAAUCGGUCUUGGAUCUUGCGACGUCUCACAUUGCGAGUCUCCCAGCUGAUACCACUGUUCUGGUCGCCCUGCUCGAGGCGCUCUGCAAUCAGGGGCCCUCUUCUCUCCGCACACCCUUCUCGGAGGCACCGCCCCAGAACCCGUGUCCUAACGAGGCGCUGGACUAUGCGAUUACGUGCAUCUCCGCACUUCCGGUCGAGACGAAUGUCGUCUUGAAGAUGGCGCUCGACCUCCGCUACACACUGCCCAUGCCGUCCCAAUGCACGCGCCCCUAG